Messenger RNA from Polypterus senegalus (gray bichir), 3729 nucleotides. Its product is annotated as solute carrier family 2, facilitated glucose transporter member 1-like. The transcript is spliced from 10 exons. Lineage: Eukaryota; Metazoa; Chordata; Cladistia; Polypteriformes; Polypteridae. Gene Ontology annotation, cellular component: basolateral plasma membrane; apical plasma membrane. Gene Ontology annotation, molecular function: hexose transmembrane transporter activity. Bases 137 to 1618 code for a protein of 493 amino acids. Gene Ontology annotation, biological process: response to insulin; monosaccharide transmembrane transport. The record is from RefSeq and is a predicted model, not a curated record.
ACGUCAAAUUGUAGUCUGGAGGAAGAAGCGAUUGGGAAGAUCUCUUUCCUCAGGUCUCUGCUGCUAGAGGUCGAAAAGCUUACCUGCUUUGAUUUUUUUUAUCUGUCUCCAAAGCUUCCCGCCUGGACAAAGAAGAAUGGAUUCGGGUGGAAAGCAAGUGACAGUUCCGCUGAUGGUAGCGGUAGGAGCAGCUGUUAUUGGAUCAUUACAGUUUGGAUACAACACGGGUGUGAUCAACGCUCCUCAGAAGGUAAUUGAAAAGUUCUAUAAUGACACGUGGAUUCAACGCAACAAUGUAAGCAUCAGUACUGGUACUCUCACGGCACUCUGGUCACUGUCUGUUGCUAUCUUUUCUGUUGGAGGCAUCAUUGGCUCCUUCUCAGUGGGACUCUUCGUGAACCGAUUUGGAAGGCGGAACUCAAUGCUAAUGGUGAACGUUCUCGCUUUCAUUUCUGCUGCCCUCAUGGGGUUUUCAAAGAUGGCACAGUCCUAUGAGAUGCUGAUCAUUGGCCGUUUCCUAGUAGGGAUAUACUCGGGCUUAUCCACUGGAUUUGUGCCCAUGUAUGUUGGCGAGAUUUCACCUACAUCACUCAGAGGUGCACUGGGCACACUCCAUCAGCUGGGAAUUGUUAUUGGGAUCCUGCUAGCUCAGAUCUUUGGAAUUGAAUCCAUCAUGGGAAAUUCUACUUGGUGGCCCUUCCUCUUGGGUUUCACUUUCAUCCCAGCUAUUCUACAAUGUAUCAUACUCCCUCUCUGUCCAGAGAGUCCCCGCUUCCUGCUUAUCAACCGAAAUGAAGAAAACAGGGCCAAGAGUGUCCUUAAAAAGCUGCGUGGCACAACAGAUGUAAGCAGCGACAUGCAAGAGAUGAAGGAAGAGAGCCGGCAGAUGAUGAGAGAAAAGAAAGUGACCAUCAUCGAGCUGUUCCGAUCACCUUUGUACAGACAGCCUAUAGUAGUCGCCAUCAUUCUGCAACUCUCCCAGCAGCUUUCUGGCAUCAAUGCAGUCUUCUACUACUCUACCAGCAUCUUUGAAAAGGCUGGUGUGGCCCAGCCCGUCUAUGCCACCAUUGGUACUGGAGUGGUCAACACUGCCUUCACGGUGGUCUCGCUCUUUGUUGUGGAGCGGGCUGGCCGGAGAACCCUGCACCUUAUUGGCCUCAUGGGCAUGGCCGUGUCUGCUGUUCUUAUGACGAUUGCUUUGGCAUUGCUGGAGAAGCUCGCCUGGAUGUCUUAUGUAAGCAUAGUGGCCAUCUUUGGAUUUGUGGCAUUGUUUGAAAUUGGACCAGGACCAAUUCCAUGGUUUAUCGUAGCAGAGUUAUUCAGUCAGGGGCCUCGUCCUGCUGCUAUUGCUGUGUCAGGCUUCUGCAACUGGACAGCCAACUUCAUUGUGGCCAUGUGCUUUCAGUAUGUUGAGCAAGCAUUAGGCCCCUACGUGUUCAUCAUCUUCACUGUCCUCUUGAUAUUGUUCUUUGUCUUCACCUACUUCAAAGUCCCGGAGACCAAGGGUCGGACAUUUGACGAGAUCUCCGCCGGGUUCCGUCAAGGCGCCGGUUCCAACCCUGCUGAGAAGCACUCGCCGGAAGAGCUCAACAGCCUGGGAGCCGACUCCCAGCUGUAAUCGGCUGCCACCUACUGUAGACUGCAAAACAGACACAGAAGAGCAAAACAAAAAAGUGAGCAGAUGUUUGAUGUCUGUUUUGGAAGUACUCACUGACUGGCAGCAUCACUUUUGCGACAUUUCUCCCGUUUUGUCCUGGAUGCUCACUGAAGUAUGGCGAAAUGGGAACACUUUUCCUGAGUUUUACUUUCCACAUUCCGCCCCUCCCCUCCUCUUCUUUUUAGGAACUCCUGUUGUCACAAGUCCUUUUUUUUUUUUUUUUUUUUUUUUUUUCUCCCUCCCAUGUACUCUUAAUGGCAGAGUGGGUGGGGCCAAGUUUGUGGCAGACUUUAUAUGGAGAUGUGACCAUCAGAGGAUGUCUAGGGGGCACUGCGGAGUGUAGUGUGUAUUUGGUAAGUUUGUAUGUGUGUAUGCCUUUUUACAUUUGACUUGUUUUGAGUGUUUCCGAAUCCGGAGCGCAAGACUACUCUUCACUUUCACAGCUAGACUGACAAUUUUUAUGUGUUUUAAUUUUUAAUUUUUUUUUUUGUUUUGUUAAAGUAAGCAAGUGAAGUUUUUAAUGCUGUAGUUCUUAUUCAGGGUGGCGGUGGUAGAGGGUGGUUAAAAGUCUAGCUUUUGAUUUGUCAUCACCCUGUAUUCCUUCCAUUGCAGUUUUAUUACUGAUAAUUUAGGGGCUGCCUUCUUAAGGAAGUGGUGGGCAUUUUAGUCUACUUACUGCAUGCCCCUCUUCACACCCGAUUCCCUCUACCCCGCCUAAAUCACCAAUGUACAAUACUGUAAAUACUAUGCAGGGGAGCCUUCCCACUAAGUCUAGAAGAGAUUCGUUUAAAUCAGAGGGUAAGAAUAAAGAAAAUUAUUAAGUCACGUAAAUGAUGAGUUCUGGCAGUCAUCCGCAAUGUCCGAGUGCACUGUUUGGUGGUUAGAAGAAAAAUCUAAAGGCACCACUCAACACCCCUCACUUGACCUACAAAUCAGACCUCCCACAAUUCCUAGCCUGGCUUUCCAUUUCUAAACCUCAGACACUUGGUAAUCCAUCCAUCCAUUAUCCAACAUGCAAUAUCCUAACACAGGGUCACGGGGGUCAGCUGGAGCCAAUCCCAGCCAACACAGGGCACAAGGCAGGAAACUAACCCCGGGCAAGGCGCCAGCCCACCGCAGCACUUGUUAAUACAGCUGCUAAUCUUUGCUUAGUACAAAGGGGUAUACGUAGGCCCGUUUCACCGGGCAGCAUCACCGAAGUGACAGGAGGGAGAGGUGAGCAGGAACUUUAAACUCUGUGCCCCAAUGUUGGCAUUCUUGACGUAGACAGGCAGGCCUGUGUAAUGGUCAAUGGGCAGAACGGUUCGUCCCAGUUGUGUACUGUCAUAUUUGUUCCUUUCUUGAUUAGAUUCGGAGGGUCUUUUGUAAAAUGCAGGCAUUGCUUUUCAUAAUGCCGCUUGGUGCCCCUACACACCCCUGAACAGAAUUAAACAUCCCGGCCCACUGACAUUCUUUUUUUAUUUUGGUCAGGCUGUCUGACAUUUGCUGGCAGAGGGGUGACUCUAUAAUUCAGUGGAUCUACGUCCGUCGCUCUGGUUUCACUGGGAGUCCUUCCCUAAGUUGUGACUUCGCUUAAAUCAUCUUGUAACACUUUCACUGGCCAUCCACAAACUUGUUUUCGGAGCACUGAAUUCUGAGCAUUUGCUAGUAGACUAAACAUGGAGGAGAACCUCCAAUACUCACGCCACUUAGACAGCACAAGGGAUAUUCUGGGGUUGUGGGGAUGGAAAGCCAACCGUCACCGCUUGUACCCUUGGAGUGGCUGCCCUCCUCAUGUCUACCUGGUUGUAGACUAAAAGCAAAGAACUGUUCCUAGAAGUGUAAGGGACUAGGAAGCUGACACUUUUUACCUUCUAAUUUCCCCUCCUGAUAUUUUCCUGAGCGAUGUGGGACCAAAUAAGAAUUAAAAAGAUAGUUGAGUAGGAACUCCAGGGGCAGGAUGGGGCUAACCAUCGGCUGAUUAGACUCUUCCUGCAGGGGACUCCCUUAUUUUGCCUUGUAGCCGAUAUGCAAUACCGAAGUAUUUCUCUGCACUUUGCCUGCUUUUUUUUCUUUUUUAUCAAGUAUUUUAU